Peronospora matthiolae is the source of this 273-nucleotide messenger RNA. Lineage: Eukaryota; Oomycota; Peronosporomycetes; Peronosporales; Peronosporaceae. The record is from the annotation of a GenBank genome assembly.
AUGGCGGCUGCUAACGAGGACGGACCCGAGCUCAUGAUCCACAAAAACAACCAGUCCUGCAUCAAAAUGACCAAGAAUCCGGUCAACCACGGCCGCGCCAAGCACAUCGACAUCAAUUGCCAUCACAUCCGUGAUGAGGUCAAGCGCGGUGAAGUGAAGCUCGAGUAUUGCGAGACUUCCAUGAUAAUGGCGGACAUCAUGACCAAGGGACUUGCGGGACCUCGUCACAAGAACUUGACGACAGCUCUCGACAUCUGUGCGUGUUCGAAUUGA